Messenger RNA from Candoia aspera, 2265 nucleotides. RefSeq names its product intestine specific homeobox (gene ISX). The record is from RefSeq and is a predicted model, not a curated record. Gene Ontology annotation, biological process: regulation of transcription by RNA polymerase II. The coding region runs from base 906 to 1451 and encodes 181 amino acids. The transcript has 4 exons. Gene Ontology annotation, molecular function: RNA polymerase II transcription regulatory region sequence-specific DNA binding; DNA-binding transcription factor activity, RNA polymerase II-specific. Lineage: Eukaryota; Metazoa; Chordata; Lepidosauria; Squamata; Candoiidae.
AAAAAUUCUGGAGAAUUUACACUUUUUUAAAAAAGGGUUAUAAAAAUAUAUCCUUAACUAAAUUUAAAGAAGAGCAAUUAGAAGGAAUGGGAGAAAAGGUGGACCUCUCAAGUUCUUUCUAAUGGAUCUCUAACAUUAACUGUUGGGAUAUUUCCUAACCAGAUCUGUUCUUCUAGGGAAAAGCAAGAUUUUUCCCCCCCUCAGGCGUCCUUGAUUUUAUUGCUGUUGCCAUUUUAUGAAAGAUUGUUCACAAGGCAACAAACUCUUAAAACUUUAGGGAUCAUUCCCUAAGAUUUGCAGAAAGGAACAACCAGUAUAGUUCUAAACAAGCUUUGUUUUUUUAUAUUCAAGGUUUUCAAAUGCCAAUAUUGAUGAUGAAAAAUAUUAUUUAGCUAGACUGUUUCUAAAAUUCUAUUGGUCCAAAAAGAAAAUACUGACAUUUGUAUGCAGAUUGCCUUCAGAAAGCAAAAACAGAAAAUAAUAAUUUGGACGUUCUUUCGUAACCACAUAAUAGCAAGCAUUUAUUUGAUGGGCCUUUCAGGGAAGAUCCUGAAUCUCCAAAGAAAGACACUUCUCCUCUUGGAAUUAAGAUGAGAAAAUGAAUCUAUGAAGAUGCUUAAAACUUUUUAAACUGUGAAGAGAGGGCACAUUUUAAUAUAGGUGAAGCUGAACACACUUAUUUCAAUUCAGCAUAAAAUUAUUGCUCAUGAAUUAAGAAGAUUUCUAAACUUUGUGGAGAAUUUCCAAGAGGGAAGUGGACUUUUUUCUUCUUGUUUGGUCUUUUGAUUGUUUGGAUAGAACUCAGGAAGUAGAGAAAAUCAACAUCUACUUGCCUUUUCCUUGCAUAAAAUGAACGGCCAAAAGAAUAUGACAUAUACCAAAAAUAUUUUGUUUACUAUGGUGGAAUGAAGAUGAACUGCUCCAAGGAAUGUGACAAGAAGGAGAAGCCUAUUUUGUCUUUUUCUAUAGAAGCAAUCUUAAAAAAUCCAUCUACUGAGGCUUGCCUCCACAACACGAUGGCCUGCAAUAGCCAACCUGAAGUAGCUCAAAACUUCAGUUCUAAGCCACUUUUGGACAGGUGUAAAGAUGACAAGAAAAUGAAGCGUAGAAUUAGGACCACGUUCACAGCAGAGCAGCUCCAGGAAUUGGAGAGAAUCUUCCAAGCUACACACUAUCCAGAUAUUAACAUCCGCAACCAGCUGGCAGCCAAAAUCAAUCUUCCAGAAGCCAGGGUUCAGAUUUGGUUCCAAAAUCAACGAGCAAAGUGGAGGAAACAUGAACGAUUUGGCAGUUUUGGAGGCCUGCAGCAUCAGACCGAAACUGAUUUUAUUCCAACCCCAAAGCCAAAUGUCAGAGACCCUUCCAUGAUGCCCAGCAACAGCCUUUCUGCCAUCGCCCCUCCUGCAUGGUACUAUUACUCGCUCAUCCAAGAGCAUUCCACAUGUGCCUAGCUACCAAACCUGCUGCCUUGGGCCCCACUGCCCAUGGACACUUUGGCAUUUUCAAAGCCAUCUCUAAUUACUGACUCCCUUCCUCCUUAUACCCUUCACCCUCUGCCCCUGAAACCAGCAAGGGCCAUGCUACUAUCAAUUUCACCUAGUAGAGGAUGAAUUGUAAAGAUCUCUGAAGCAAUGUCUGGUUCUUCUAAAUGGCUGGCAGAACCUUCACUGAACCAGUAUUAUGUAGUAAAUAGCUGUGGGAUUCAGAAUCAUUCCCAUGGCUAUGAAACUUACUAGUUUAGUAGAAUGUGGUUACUCUCUCUCAGCGUAUCUUCACUGGGGUGGUUGUAAAGAAGUACCAACUGCUGCUCUUUAGAGGAUGGAUGAAAUACAAGUAGAAUGUUAAAAUAAUCUUAGAGGAAAUUUUCUUUUAAAUAUAGAGCUAAAAAGUUUCUGGUUGACUUUGGACAAUGAAUGGAACUUGGUGUAAAUGACAAAGCCAAUCUCUCACCACUGAAACAGUUCAAUAUUAAUUAUACUAUGCUUGAAACAAUAUAUGUUCUUGGAUAACAAACAGAUAUUGCGUUGCGUCCUCUGUGGAAGAGCUGAGACUUUAAAUAAUCAACAAGUGCAAAGUAGGAGUGAUCAGAUUUUAUUGGCCAGAAUGCAUAUUCUACUCUUCUCCGCAGGGAAAACAUUGCAUUUUCAUUUAUCACAUUGGCCACUCCAAACUGUAUUAGGUUAUUCAUUCUGCAUCUUUUGACAUUAGCUGUAUUUUUGAUGAGGUAUACAAAAAUAUACCCAAAAAUAUAGCUUUUUAAAUAUU